UAAAGAAUAUCUGGGCUAAGUAAUUGGUUACCAGUAUGGGGUGGAUGGGUUGAAUUAUUAUUAUGUCUAAACUUGUAAUCCUAUAUAUAUACCAUUCAACUUCCUGAUUAUUUUGAAUUUCAAAGAUCUUAUUCUUGUUCUUAUUCUUCCAACUUUGUUCACUUUCACUAUUACUACUUUCCUUAUAUACUACUACAUAUAUAUAUUCACAUACACUUCCCAAUAUGGUUUCAUCAGUUGAUUUAAAAGCAUUGAACAUUUUCCUCAAUACUCCUAUCAAUCAUGAUAUGAUUCAUAAGAUUGUGGUUGCAACUUUACAAGUUUUACCAUGUAAAGAUUCCAAAACUGCUAAAUAUCAAUCUAAAUCAGAUGAUGAUGAUGUUACUAAAAAUGGUGAUGGGGUUGAGAAACCAUUACCUUCUUUGAUGACAUUUUUAACUAGAUUAGUUCGUUAUACUAAUGUCUAUACUGGUACACUUAUGGCUACAUUAGUUUAUUUAAAUCGUUUAAAAUCAAAAUUACCAAAGAAUGCUCAAGGUUUAUCAUGUACUAGACAUCGUAUUUUAUUAAGUUGUUUGAUUUUAUCAUCUAAAUUUCAUAAUGAUUCAUCUCCAAAGAAUAAACAUUGGUCAAAAUAUACUGAUGGAUUAUUUAAUUCCAAUGAUAUUAAUUUAAUGGAAAGACAAUUAUUAUAUCUUUUAAAUUGGGAUUUAAAGAUUUCAAAUGAAGAAAUGUGUCAAGCUUUGAAUAGUUUCUUAGAACCUAUUAAAUUUGAUUUAAUCAAAUCAAACAAGAUGAGAAAAUUCUUAUCCAAUCAAAGAAAACAAGUGGAAGAAAAAUUGGCAUAUGCCGAAGCUGCUGCUGCUGCCACUGUCAAUACUACUUAUUCACCACCAUCUUCAUCAUCAUUGGAAAAUUCUCCAACUUCUUCAUCAUCAUCAUCUACAUCUCAUACAUCUCCAAAUCAAUAUACUUAUUCUAGAUCAUCUUCUACUUCAAGUAUAAGUUCAAAUAAUACUCAUUAUAGACAAGCUUCUACUUCGUCAAUUUCUUCAAUGGCUUCAACCACAUCAUCAAUCAUGGAUAAUGCUUCGAUGUAUUCUACUUCUUCAGCUGCUUCAUCAACAUCUGCUACUUCUCCAGUUAAAAGAGGUUCAACCUCAUCUGGUAUUGAUCCAAUCAUUGAAUUGACAGCUUUAAAAGAAGAACUUGAAUUGAAUCGAUUAUUAAGAAAAUUGAAUCCAAAUGCAGGAAUUUCAAGUUCUAAUAAUCAAUGUUUCCAAAAAUCUCAACCUCAACAACAACAAGCAGUUCCAUUAACUUACAACUAUUAAAAACACUCAUUACAUUCACUUUCGUUUCAAAGGUUAUACAUUUUUUAUAUUUACAAUUACAUUUUAUUAUGGGUCCCGGGUUCACAUUGAUAUACCUAAUGCUUUCA
This is a messenger RNA of Scheffersomyces coipomensis, 1441 nucleotides long. It is a transcript of the gene PCL1, whose product is annotated as Pcl1p. Gene Ontology annotation, biological process: regulation of cyclin-dependent protein serine/threonine kinase activity. Lineage: Eukaryota; Fungi; Ascomycota; Pichiomycetes; Serinales; Debaryomycetaceae. The coding region runs from base 225 to 1334 and encodes 369 amino acids. The record is from RefSeq and is a predicted model, not a curated record. Gene Ontology annotation, molecular function: protein kinase binding; cyclin-dependent protein serine/threonine kinase regulator activity. The transcript has a single exon. Gene Ontology annotation, cellular component: nucleus; cyclin-dependent protein kinase holoenzyme complex.